AUGCUCCUGCCAGCAUACAGGCCGCUGGUUAAAAUCACCAGACCAGCGAAGAAGACAAUCCGUGUGUGGCCAGAGGGGUCGUCAGCGGCACUCCAGGACUGCUUUUCCACCACUGACUGGAGUGUGUUCAGACAGGCGGCCACCUUCAAUGACACCAUAGACCUCCAGGAGUACACAGAGACCAUCACUGCCUACAUGAGGAAAUGCAUGGACGACGUCACGGUCUCCAGAACCAUUUUCACUCGCGCCAACCAGAAACCAUGGCUGACAGGGGAAGUCCACAGACUCCUGAGGGCUCGGAAUGCCGCCUUCAGAGCUGGGGAUGAAGCAGGAAUAAGGAAAGCAAGGGCUAACCUGUCACGAGGUAUCAGAGAGGCCAAGAGACAUUACUCCAGGAGGAUCGCCGAUCGCUUCGCUAACAGCGGAGACACCAGGAACCUGUGGCGAGGGAUCCAGACUAUCAUGGAUUAUAAGCCCACUCCGCAGACCUGUGACAACUCCAUCUCUCUGCUGAAUCAACUGAACGACUUCUUUGCUCGCUUUGAGGCUGACAACAACACCCCAGCACAGAAAACCCCCCUCACCCACCUGGAGACUGAGAAUUCAUAUGUCAGAAUGCUGUUCAUCAACUUCAGCUCAGCAUUCAACACAAUCAUCCCCCAGCAGCUCAUCUACAAACUGGACCGGCUGGGACUCAACACCACCUUGUGCAACUGGCUGCUGGACUUUCUGACAGGGAGACCACAGGCAGUUCGGGUUGGCAGCAACACCUCCAGCACCAUCAUUUUGAACAUGGAGGCCCCCCAGGGAUGUGUGCUGAGCCCCCUCCUCUUCACUCUGCUGAGCCACGACUGCACACCCACAUCCAGCUCAAACCUUUUCAUCAAGUUUGCCGAUGACACGACUGUGGUGGGUCUCAUCAACAAUGAUGAUGAGACCAUCUACCGGAGUGAGGUGAGCCGCCUGGCCACAUGGUGUCAGGACAACAAUCUCCACCUGAACGUGGAGAAGAUGAAGGAGAUUGUUGUGGACUUUAGGAGAGAGCAUUCCCAGCAUGCUCCACUAACCAUCAACGGUGCUGCUGUGGAGAGAGUGAGCAGCACCAAGUUUCUGGGUGUGCAUAUCUCUGAGGACCUCUCCUGGAACAUCAACACCGCAUCACUGGCUAAAAAAGCUCAACGGCGGCUCUACUUCCUCCGCAGACUGAGAAGAGCGAGAGCCCCGACCCCAAUCAUGACCACCUUUUACAGAGGCACUAUUGAGAUCCUCCUGACCAGCUGCAUCACUGUGUGGUACGGCGCCUGCACCGUGUCCUGCUGCAAGACCCUGCAGCGCAUUGUGAGAGCAGCUGAGAGGAUCAUUGCAUCGUCUCCAACAACCACAACAACAACUCCGAUAACCACGACAUCUGUAUCAAUGACAACAUCUGCUGUCACAACAACAUCAUCCCCAACAGUGGCAACUGCAACAACUGAACCAACAACCUCAACAACGUCUCCCACAGCGACAAUAACAACAACUACUCAAAUGACCACAACAACUGCCCCAACAAGCACAACACAUACACCAACAACGACAACUUCCCCAAUGACAACAGCUUCGGCUCCUACAACGACCACUACUCCAUCAUCAACAACCACAACAACUGAACAAACAACAACCACAACUGCCCCAACAACCACAACAAGUGCACAAACAACUACAACAACUUCCCCAACUACACCAACAACUACAACAUCUCCUACAACUACCCCCACCCCAUCACCAACAACCACAACAAGUGUGCCGACAACUACAACAACUUCCACUAUGACCACGACAACGCCAACGACUCCAACAACUACCACCACACUAUCACCAACAACUACCACAACUGCCCAAACAACCACAACAAGUGCACCAACAACAACGACAAGUGCACCAACAACCAAUCCAACUUCCCCAACGACCACAACAGCUCCAACAACUACUACAUCUGCUCCGACAACCACCAUCACACCAUUACCAACAACCACAACAACUGAACAAACAACCACAACUGCCCCAACAACCGCAACAAGUGCACCAACAAUUACUACCAGUACACCGACGACCUCAACAACUGAACAAACAACUACAACAAGUGCACCAACAACAACUACAUCGUCUCCUACAACUACCACUACUUCAUCACCAACAACCACAACAACUGAACAAACAACUGCAACAAGUGCACCAACAACAACUACAUCGUCUCCUACAACUACCACUACUUCAUCACCAACAACCACAACAACUGAACAAACAACAACAACAAGUGAACCAACAACGACAAUAUCUGAACAAAAAACAACCACAAGUGCGCCAACAACUACAACUUCCCCAACGACCACAAGAACAACUCCAACAACCACUACAUCUGCUCCAACAUCCACCACAUCACCACACAACUGCCCCAACAACUACAGCAAGUCCAUCAACAACAACAAGUGCACCAACAACCACCACAAGUGUGCCAACCACUACGACAACUUCUCUAACGACCACAACAACAACUCCAACAACUACCACCACCACACCAUCACCGACAACUACAACAGUGCACCAACCACAACAACUGACCAAACAACAACUACAACAAGUGCACCAACAACAUCGUCUCCUACAACUACCACUACAUCAUCACCAACAACCACAACAACUGAACAAACAACAAGUACAACAAGUGCACCAACUGCAACUACAUCAACUCCUACAACUACCACUACUUCAUCACCAACAACUACAACAAUUGCAGCAACAACUACAUCGUCUCCUACAACUACCACCACACCAUCACCAACAACCACAACUGAACAAACGACAACAACUACAACAAGUGCACCAAUAGCAACUACGUCGUCUCCAACAUCUACCACUACUUCAUCACCAUCAACCGCAACAACUGACCAAACAACUACAACAAGUGCACCGACAACAACUGCAUCGUCUCCUACAACUACCACUACAUUGUCACCAACAACCACAACAACUGAACAAACAACUACAAGUGCACCAACAACAGCUACAUCGUCUCCUACAACUACCACUACUUCAUCGCCAACAACCACAACUGAACAAACACCAACAACUACAACAAGUGCACCGCCAACAACUACAUCAUCUCCUACAACUGCCACUAAUUCAUCACCAACAACCACAACAACUGAACAAACAACAACGAUAACAAUUGCGCCAACAAUGACAAGUGCACCAACAACCACAACAUCUGCAAGUGCACCAACAACUCCAUCAUCUCCUACAAGUACGACUACUUCAUCACCAUCAACCACAACAACUGAACAAACAACAACAACCACAACAAGUGCACCAACAACAACGACAAGUGCACCAACAACCACAACAUCUACAAGUGCAUCAUCAACUGAGCAAACAACAAGUACAACAAGUGCAUCACCAACAACUACAUCGUCUCCUACAACUACCACUACUUCAUCACCAACAACCACAAUAACUGAACAAACAACAACAACCACAACAAGUGCACCAACAACCACAAGAACUGAACAAACAACAACCACAACACGUGUGCCGACAACUACAACAACUUCCCCAAUGACCACAACAACAGCUCCAAUAAUCACGACAUCUCCUCCAACAACUGCCACCACAGCAUCACCAUCAACCACAACAACUGAACAAACGACCAUAUCCACAACAAGUGCACCAACAACAGCAACAAGUGCACCAGGAACCUCAACAACUGAACAAACAAUAACCACAACAAGUGUGCCAACAACAAUGACAAGUGGACCAACAUCUACAACAACUGCACCAACAACUACAUCAGCUACUACAAUUACCACUACUACAUCACUAACCACAACAACUGAACAAACAACAGCCACAACACGUGCGCCGAUAACUACAACAAUUUCCCCAACAACCACAACACCAACUCCAACAACCAUUACAUCUGCUUCAACAACUACCACCACAUCACCAUCAACCACAACAGCUGAACAAACGACCCCAAUUUCCCCAACGAGCACAACAGCUCCAUCUUCCACUACAUCUGCUCCUACCACCACAUCAUCCCCAACAUCCAUAACUGAACGAACAACCACAACAACUACACCAACGACCACAAUAGCAGCUCCAACAACCACUACUUCCUUUCCUGCAACAACCACCACACCAUCAUCAACAAGCACUGAUCAAACAACCACAUCAUCCUCAAUAGCCACAGCAACAGCUCCAACAAUGACCACAUCUCCUUCCACAACUACCACCACAACAUCACCAACAACUGAAUCAACACCUACAACAACUGAACAAACAACUGUAACUUCCCCAUCAACCACAACAUCACCCCCAACAAUUGCAACAACAGCUCCAUCAACUACUACAUCUGCCCCAACAAAUUCUGUUGUCACAACAACAACAUCAGCUACGACAGCUAUAACAACUCCACCAAAAACUUCAUCAACUGCCCCAACAACCACAACAGCACCCACCAUAACAACAUCUGCUCCCACAACUACCACCACAUCAGCCUCAGUAAUAAGCACAACUGCCCCAGCAUCCACAAGUGCACCACCAAGUCCAAUAACUACCCCAACAGAUAUGACAACUGCACAAUUAACCACAUCAUCUCGCACUACGACAACAUCGUCUCCCACAACUAUCACCUCAUCAUCUGCAACUUCCACAACAGGUGUACCAACAAUUACAACAAUUGCACCAACAACUGUUGAAACCACAACAACAUCUGCUUCCACAAUUACCACCACAUCAUCCCCAACAACCACGACAACAGCUCCACCAACCACUACAGGUGCAGAACCAACUGCUGCUGUCACAACUACAACAGUAGAGACAACAACUACAUCAUCCCCGGCCACCACAACUGCACCAAUCACUGCUCCACCAACCACUACAACAGGUGCACCAACAGCCACAACACCUGCACCAACAACACCAACAACAACUGCCCAAACAACCACUACAGCAUCCCCAACAACUACAACAGCCACAACAACUACAACAGCUGCACCAACAACUACAGCAGCUGCACCAACAACUACAGCAGCUGCACCAACAACUACAACAGCUGCACCAACAACAACAACUUCCCAAACAACUACAUCAACUCCUACAACUGCAUCAACUGCCCCAACAACCACGACAACUGUUCCAAUGACAACUAGUACAUCUUCAUCGCCCACAACAACUGCUCCCACAGCUACAACAACCACUCCAGCAGCAACCACAAUUCCUACACCAACAUCGAGUGCCAACCCUCCAACAAUAGUUGCUGCUACAACUACAACUUCCCAGAUGACAACUACAACAACUACAGCAACAACAACAACAACAACAACAGCUGCUCUGAUAACAGUCUACCGAGUCACGUUUCGAUCCGUGCUGGGCAACUUUUCAUUUGACCUGUUGAAUCCGCAAUCUGAUGCUUUUCAGUCCCGAGCCAGCUUGAUAAAAUCACAGCUGGAGCCAUUGUUCCGGAGUAUUUAUUCAUCUUCUUUUAUCUCUUUAGACGUUGUCCAGUUCAGUCCUGGAUCAAUCAUCAACCACAUGGAUAUGAUGUUUUCCACCCCAACCGCUCCUAACGCGACUGCUGUUGGUACAAGUCUCAUGUCUAUGUCUUCAAAUGUCACUGGUUUUGACAUUGAAGGCAGCUCCAUCACCGUUAACUCCACCAACAUUACUACGUCAUCUUCAAGUCGUGUGCAGCACAACAUGACGUUCAUCACCGCCGUCUGCCUGGUACUGCUGCCCUGGCUGCUAUCAACGCAGCACUGACACAUGGAAUCUGAUGCAUUCUUCGCCGCCAUCGUUUCCAUCUUUGUUUUGAAUGUUAUUUAAGGCUUUAACAUAUUGACAGGUUUGUUAAACUUAUAGUACUCUGUGAGGGAAGCAUACAGAUCCUCCACAAGACAGAGAAUCCUAAUGUGGGGCUGAAAAUCAUCUUUACUUAACCAUGUUCAAGCGAGCACAUACAAUGGGUUUCUGGUUUGAGAACUUAUCUUGAAUAUUGUAAAUCAAAAGAAAUUAGCUUCACUUUCGAGACAACUGUAUAUUUAAGAAAUUGUUGACUAGGAUGAGAUUAAAUGUCUUGUAAAUAUCUAUGUAUGUAUGUAUUUAUAUAUAAGUCGAUCUUGCAGUAUUCUAACCUACUUACUGUGUUUCUAUGUGCUAUAUUUAUCAAAAAUAUAUUUGUGUACUCUCUGAACUUUCCUGCAAUUUGUAUCAUUUCUUUCAAAAAUAAAAUUUA
Salarias fasciatus (jewelled blenny) is the source of this 6271-nucleotide messenger RNA. RefSeq names its product mucin-2-like. The transcript is spliced from 8 exons. The coding region runs from base 1 to 5799 and encodes 1932 amino acids. The record is from RefSeq and is a predicted model, not a curated record. Gene Ontology annotation, molecular function: 2-oxoglutarate-dependent dioxygenase activity; methyltransferase activity. NCBI's taxonomy places the organism in Eukaryota, Metazoa, Chordata, Actinopteri, Blenniiformes, Blenniidae.